This is a messenger RNA of Cinclus cinclus, 3261 nucleotides long. It is a transcript of the gene TCAIM, whose product is annotated as T cell activation inhibitor, mitochondrial. The record is from RefSeq and is a predicted model, not a curated record. Bases 658 to 2139 code for a protein of 493 amino acids. NCBI's taxonomy places the organism in Eukaryota, Metazoa, Chordata, Aves, Passeriformes, Cinclidae. Gene Ontology annotation, cellular component: mitochondrion. The transcript is spliced from 10 exons.
CUUGCAUGGCAGUCAACUGCAAUCAGAAGGGUAACUAGUUAGUUAAUUAUUUUACUUUUCUGGAAAUACUUUUUUUCCUUUUACUGUUUUGUGUUCACUUGCUGCCGGAAAAAAAAGAGAAAAAUUUGCUAUUUUUUUCGCAGCGAGACAAUUAUUUUGUGCUUCCAGAUCCAAAGUGAUAAAGCAUGUGACCAAGUGGACUUUUUUCCAGAGUGCUUUGCUUCCUGUCUUGCCUAGUCUAGUAGAGGUGUUUUUCCUGCAUCACUGGGCAACUGUGGCAUGAUUUUGUCAUUAAGAGCUUUCACUCUCCCUAAUAACAUUAUACUGCUUCACCAUCUCCUCCUGUUUUGAGUAGGAUCAUGGGAUGUAGUGGUGACUAGUCUUAGUCUUAGAGUCUCUGAGAUGCAGCCAACAAGGAGGUAGAAGUGUUUACCACUAAUAUAUUUUAGUGCCUUUUUUUUUUUUAAUUUUAAUCUUACAUUUCAUUUACAUGCAUGAAAAUUGUUUUUAAGUCAUAGCAGAUUUGGAAUUCCAUCAUGAGGUUUUUGUCCCACUUUUCUACAAUAACUUCUAUUUUCAGCAAGCUGACUUUCAAGAUUUAUUAAUUAAAUAUUUGCCCACCUCUUAGGCAGAAAAAAAUUAGUCUUCACUGCUUUCAUGUUUCUAAUUGAAGAGCUGGGAAGAUUGAUAGAAAAAAGGUUAUGUCUGGACAAGAUACUGCUGCAAUGCUUUCUUCAGUCAAGAACUUUGUCAGGCGCUGAUGCCAUCAAUGCUCUCAGACCUUUCUAUUUUGCUGUACAUCCAGAUUUCUUUGGCCAGCAUCCCAAAGAGAGGGAAGUAAAUGAAAACUCUCUGAAGAGGCUAAAUGGCUACUUGGAGAACCUACAGAAACCAGGAUUUCGUUCCUUUAAGCCAACUCAGCUUACUUUUUAUGUAAGAGAAAGAGAACCAAAUUCUUCUAAUGUUCAGGAUUCCUUCAGUACUUCAGGGUUUCGAGCAGUCAGUUUUACAUUACAUACUAGGGAUCUCCUGAGCACAGUAUUAGAUAUUCUCAACUCCUGCAGUUUAUCUACAGAGCAUGUUCAGAGUCUGAAUGUGAACUCUCAGCCCCACAAGGAAGCAAAAAGCACAGUGAACAGACCUAUCAAAUGGGAUAAAACUUACUAUUCAUUUACUGGAUUCAAGGAUCCUGAGGAGGAACUUGAGCAAGCCCAGAGAGUGGAAACAACUUUACUGUCCUGGCUAGAUUAUAAUGAAGCAAGUGCAGUAAAAAAGCUGAAAAAGAGUUUGCCGCUUAGAAAAGAAUUAGAACGUUUAAAAAUUGAACUUUCUCAUGAACUCCAGCUCUCAGAUAUCAGGUGGCAGAGAAGCUGGGGCAUUGCUCAUCGCUGUAGCCAGCUACACAGUCUGGGUCGCUUGGUCCAACAGCGACCUGAAAUAUUAGAGAAUGUUAAAGGACGCACAGUGGUAUUUACAGACCGCUCGGGUAUGAGUGCAGCAGGUCACAUAAUGCUGGGGACCAUGGAUGUUCACCAUCACUGGACCAAAAUUUUUGAGAGACUGCCAAAUUAUUAUAAGCUUCAAAAAAGGCUGCUGCUAUUGGAAGAUCGGAUAAGCCAACUCCUGGGAGGCAUCCAAGUAAUUUAUAUUGAAGAACUGCAACCUCUGUUGACUCUAGAAGAGUACUUUGAGCUUCUGAACUCUUUCUAUAAUAAACUAUGUGACAGCAGACUACCUUUUCAUCCUCGCAGUCUGCGAGGCUUGCAAAUGAUUCUGGAAAGUGACAGAUACGCACCAAGCUUACAUGAAUUUGGACACUUUAUGAUCCCAACGGUCUGCGACCCAGCAGCUCUUCAGUGGUUUAUUUUUGCCAAAGCACAGGAAGCAAGAGAGAAUUUGAAAAGAAAGGAGGAGAUGAUGAUUACAGAGAAGGAGCUAAUCACUACUUCCACGGAAAGAUUUUCUUUGGAUCGGUUGUAUAAGGAACCCAGUGUUUCCAGUGCACAGAUGAUAGAUUGUUGUAAGAGGCUGCUGGAGGAGUCACUGCCCUACCUACAAGGAAUGCACCUUUGCAUUUCGCAUUUCUACUCUGUGCUGCAGGAUGGAGAUCUGUGUAUACCUUGGAACUGGAAAAACUGAGGGAUGUAUCUGAUAAUCAGAUUAAUUGUUUUAUUUUCUGUAAGAGGUUAUAAAUAUGAAUUUUUUUUAAAGUAAAUUAUUGAAAUCUGUAUUUUGAUAUCAGUAUUCAGUUCACAAAUUUUCUUCCAACUGCUGCUGAGGAAGGAUUGUAGUUCUGGACAAUUUGCACAAUGCACAGUAUUGGUAGUCCUGGGAAAGACAUCUGUACAUUAUCCAUACUACUAUAGGAGUCUCAGUUUAUGGUUACAGUUGUGAAACCGCAUUUUUGUAGUGAAUUUUGAAAAUACAUUAAAUAGCAACUCUGUAAAAAUGUGCAUGUGUAUUUUUAAUAUACAUGAAUAUUGCCAGAUAGAUGAUCUUAAAUAAAGAAUGUACUACUCCAGCCUGACAUUACAUGAUGUCUUAAGGGGUUCAUUGAAUGCAGAAGUGGAGAAGUUACGUGGUGGCAAUGCUGGCAUUUCAUAUUACUGCCUAUCCCUAAAUUAGGAAAAAACAUUGGAAUAUUUCUCCUUUGCAGAAGAAAGCCGUACAUUAACUUGGAGUCUACAGCACAAUUUCACAUGCUGGUCCAACAUUGUUGCCUUAGAAUUCCAAAAUACACCAGUUACACUGUGGUUACUUUAAAGCAGAUGUCAUUUUCUUUUGUUUUCGGGCAUUUGCUCCAUAAAUACCAACAAUCCUCUUUACUUACACUAUAACAGAUUGCAAAUCCCAUACACGACAGUUAAACCCUGAGUAGUUCAAUAUGACAUCUAAGGGAAGAAAACACUGAUUUGUGUGGGAUUGUCUGCAAAAGUACUUCUCAGUAAGAACAAAAGGAGUUUACAGUAUGGCAAAUGUGUGGAUCCUUACUGGUACUUUAUUCCUUGAAAAAAAAUUGAAAUAAAGUGUGAAUGCAUGUCAACACUUCUUCGUUGUAAUAUAUGCCAAGAUGCAUAUUUGGAUUACUGCUUUGCAAAAUAUAUUUUGAGGAAGACCAACUGCUUAACAUUUCUGGAUUUGAAUUUACCAUAACUGGCAAAAAGAAAAAGAAUUGUUGAAUGAUUACUUGCCUUUUUUUUUUUUUUUUUUUUUUUAAUUGAGCAGGGAAAUUGGUGUGGUUCUCUGUUUUCUUCUGUUAGA